Messenger RNA from Racocetra persica, 171 nucleotides. Lineage: Eukaryota; Fungi; Glomeromycota; Glomeromycetes; Diversisporales; Gigasporaceae. The record is from the annotation of a GenBank genome assembly.
GAACUUCAGAAUUUGAUUUUGUUAAUCCUUUAAGCAAAGAGGGUUCUUUUCAAAAUAAACUAAAAGUCUAUAAUCGAAAAGGAAAACCUUGUCAUAACAAUUGUGGAAGUUUAAUUGAAAAAUUGGAAAUUAACCAAGAAAAAAUCACUGAAAAAAAACCGAAAGAACGAA